UGUCUGAGCCGCUGUGUCUGUGACUGUCUGAGCCGCUGUGAGCGGUGAUGCCGUAUCACAAGUACACGGGGCUGCAGGUCAGUUUGCUGCUCAAAUACACCCUCUUCAUCUUCAACAUCUUGUUCUGGCUGGUGGGAAUCGCACUCCUGGGUGUCACCUUUUGGGCUUGGAGUGAGAAGGGAGUGCUGAACAUUCAGUCAAUCAGUGAUCUGAAUGGCUUUGACCCAGUGUGGAUCUUGCUGGUGGUGGGAAUCAUGUGCUUCAUCCUGGGCUGUACCGGCUGUAUCGGGGCACUGCGGGAGAACAUCUGUCUGCUCAAGUUUUUCUCAGUGGUGAUCAGUGGGAUCCUGAUGGUGGAGCUGGCAGCUGGGUUGCUGGGCUUCGUGUUCCAGGAUUGGUUGAAGAGCAAAGUGCAGUCAUUUAUCAAGGACAACAUCCAGGCUUACAGAGACGACAUCGACCUGCAGAACCUCAUCGACACUGUCCAGAGAUAUAUGCAAUGCUGUGGAGCCAUCGACCCUGAAGACUGGAACAACAACAUUUACUUCAACUGCUCGACCACCAACCUGAGCCGGGAGCGCUGCGGUGUGCCCUUCUCCUGCUGCCAUCCCGACCCUGCGCAAAUGGUGGUGAACACACAGUGCGGCUACGAUAUCCGCAACAUGAAGAAGAAAGAGCAGGAAAGCGUUAUCUUCUUGAAGGGCUGCAUUCAAGCGUUUGAGGACUGGAUUCCGCCGAACAUCUACCUCGUGGCUGGUAUCUUCCUGGGCAUCGCCUGCUUGCAGAUGUUCAGUAUCUACCUCGCCCGCUCCCUCAUCAGUGACAUUCAAAGGGUACAGUCGACAUGGCGUCAUUGAGAUCAGCAAGAGGAAGCUGUGGCCUCAGAGCUUCUGUCACAAGAUCAGAGUCACAUUAAACAAAAGCAACAUUGCCUUGUGUGUCAAAGACACAAUCCAGGUGGAGAUUAACAUCUGCCUGUCUGCCUCCCGUGAAGGGCGCUACUGUAUAUAAAUGUAAGUUGUUGUCUGCCCCGCUUCUGUCUGCCUGUACGGUCAGUGUGCAUGUGUAAAUGCUGAUGUGCAUAUUAGUGCAAACGCACGUAUAUACGUGUGCACACGUGUAUUUGUGUGUGAAUGUAUGCGUGUGUGAGCCUGUGGCAGUGUUGUGUAUGUGUUUGUGUGUGUGAGACUGUGACGGUAUGGUAUGUCGCUGCCCGAGUUGCGCUGUACUAAUUUCCCAACGCUCGCUGCCCCUCUCGUCCCAGGGAGGAGGUGUCGCUGAGGGAGAGGGCCUGCUCUUAGCUCUCGGUUUAAAGGGAAGGAACCACUGAUAGCAGCUGGAUGCUGAGAGAGAGAGGUGUGUGCUCCCCACUCAGCCUCCCCAGCGAUCCCUGGAUCAGAGUGGGGGGAUGGGGGAGUGCUCUGAGACCCUCCGACCAGGCUCUCCCUGCCUCAUGGUGCUUGCUGCCGCACCCAAUACCUUUUAGUACAAUGCGGAUGGGUUGAGCCGUCUGUGCUGAAAACCUGUCUGUGGUUUGCGAUUGAAUUGACGCAAUUCUGUCUCAUGUUAAUGUCAAGCAAUCUGGGAUGCUUGCCUGAGGGCAGUAUAUAAAUGCAAGUUGUUGUUGUUGUUGAAGGGGACGUACAGGCCCAGAACGGGGCGAAUUCCGAGAAAAAAUUCUCUGAAUCUGUUUGUGUUAAUCACAGUGAAUUAUUAAUCUGGGAGCGAGAGGAGGGUGGGGUGGGGGUGGGAGUGAGGGUGUCGGACACCCAAGAACCAACCACUAAAUCAUUCUUUUUCGUACUUUUUAUAACAAAAAUCAAAAUAUAUUUUUUACUCUCGAGAAGUGACAAUAAGGAUUGAAUUUUGUGCGUGUGUGUAUAUUAUAUAUAUAUGUGUGUGUGUUUUAUGGGCUGUGAUGAGGGUGUAAAGCCAAGUGAAUGGGUAAUGUCCCUCCCACCAUAGAGAUUCAAGCUUUACCCUACAUGGUGGGUUAUUUGGGGACCUUUCCUCUCUCCUUACCUCUCUCCCCCCACCCCUCUGCCCUCCCCCUCCUUCCCUCUCUCUCUCGCUCCCUCCACACAGUCCCAUACUGUAAAGACUACUGCCAUUGACUGCCUGUCUGCUGUUAGCUGGAAGAUUUCUGCAAAAAUCACCAAAGAGUAAUUUUUAUUGUUUUUUUUGUAAUUUAAAAUGUCUUACUCUAUUUUAUUACUCUGCGUCUGUGACUCUGUCUGUUC
This is a messenger RNA of Callorhinchus milii (elephant shark), 2240 nucleotides long. Its product is annotated as tetraspanin-5. Bases 48 to 857 code for a protein of 269 amino acids. The record is from RefSeq and is a predicted model, not a curated record. Gene Ontology annotation, biological process: regulation of vascular endothelial growth factor signaling pathway; protein localization to plasma membrane; protein maturation. Gene Ontology annotation, cellular component: membrane. The transcript is spliced from 8 exons. Lineage: Eukaryota; Metazoa; Chordata; Chondrichthyes; Chimaeriformes; Callorhinchidae.